CAACCAGAACGACUACAACUCUCUGCGGACAUAAAAUGCCUGAAAUGCCAUACCGUGUGGAAUUUUUAGUACGGCACUAUACUGGGGAUAUUCUUUAUCUUUGAUAAUAAUUAAAUCCAGACCGAAAAAGCGUCAGUUCAAAUAACCACUUAGACUUCGUUUCUUUUUUGUAUCAAUGAACGAGCGUCUAUUAAAUUCAAUAGCUGGCCGUUGGAGUGGAAGAAUAAAAUCCAUUGGCAGCAGUAGCGGGAGCUCUGGAGAAUCUCUGCGGGGUGAAGGAGGGCUGUGUCUCUCACAGAGGUCAGGCAAAAUGGUUUCUUCAGAGAUGACCACAGAGCAGAAGUUAGCACAGUGCACCAGACGAGUACAAGACCUCGCUGACAGCGAGCAGUUUGAUGCUUGCAUCCAAGAGACAGUGCGGCUUGUGGCCCUCAGUCGACUAGUGUAUGGAGACGGACACUUUACAAUAGCUCAGGCCUAUGCCAGACUAGCCAAAGCAUACCUAAAGUUCAAAGGAUGGGCGCCUCAGGCCCAUGAGCACGCCUCCAGAGCUCACUCCCUCCUGCCCCUCUCCUUCCCCCCUUCCACCCCCCAGGAGGAGCUGGUUGCCAGGCUAAGCUGCAUACUCAGUAUCUACCAGACCCAGGGAGGAGCAGCCCUGCUCCUGGGAAACCCUGUAGAAGCCGAGUCCUUUUUCAUGAAGGCAGAGGGAAUCUUGGGAGACCUACGGGAGCUGGGAGGGGUCAGUCCAGAGGAACGCACUGAAACUGAGUUUGAAAUUUCCACAAACUUAUCAAGGGUGUAUCAGCGUCAGGGCCGGUCAGAGGAGGCUCUGGCUCGGUGUCAGAGGGUCCUGGAGCUGCAGGAGGAGACAGGUAAAGCAGGCAGGACCUGCUCCAUCUACAGGGACAUGGCCACCAUCGAGCAGGCCAAGGGAAGACUGGACAAAGCCACUGAGCAUCUCCUUCAGGCUCAUGCCAUUUCCCUGAGUCAGAGCCCAGGGGGGGUGGAGGGGGCACACAUCGCUCACAGCCUGGCUCUAGCCUACUCCAUUGCAGCAGAGCCCAACCACAAUGAUUCAGCUGCACAUUACUUUGAGGAGAGUCUGAGUGCGUACAGGAGUGUGGUGGGUCCAGAGGAUGCAACGACGCUUGCAGUGCUGGAUGACUACAGCCGCUUCCUCCUCCAAACUGGCCAACAGGAAAGGAGUGUUGCGCUGCAGCGCGAGUCUCUGGCCCUGAAGAGGAACACCUUUGGGGACCUGAGCACUGAGGUGGCCGAGACGCUGCAGCUGAUUGGUGGAGUGGAGAUGACUCAGGGACAGAUGAAACAGGCCCACAGAACCAUGAGCAAGUGUCUUGAGGUUCAGAUUGCACUGUACGGACCCCGGCAUAAGAUGACCAGAGCUACUCAAAGAACUGUGGAUAUGUUGACUCAGGCACCAGCCGUUUCUGCCAUGCAUAAAAGAGAGGGCAACCUACAGACAAGGCCUCCAUUUUGUGCUGUUGUACCAUCCCCAACAGCAAAAGGGAUAAAUCCCAACAUGUCAGACUUUUAACAGUUCUGCCUGUUGGUACAGACUGGAUGAAUGGACCCCGAGCUGUCAGGGGAUAGCAAUCACCGUCCUCCAAUGCCAGAAGAAAUUAAGGCCAUUGGAACCGGACCAAGACAAUACUUCUGACGGGCCAUACAAUCUCGCCUGACUCUUUGUUCACUCUUUCAGGGGCAUUUGUGAAACUGUUGGUUAGGCAACUGAAACAGUACCACUAUGAAUCUGAGGUGGCAACCAUCUCUAAUGUUCGUGUAGGGGUCUCUUUUUCUCAUGCAUGCCAUUAUUGCCUUUUACACAAUUACACCAAAAUAAAAGACACAGACUCCUGAAUGCGCUAAAA
Molecule: messenger RNA, 1892 nt
Organism: Clupea harengus (Atlantic herring)
Lineage: Eukaryota; Metazoa; Chordata; Actinopteri; Clupeiformes; Clupeidae
Gene: ttc23
Product: tetratricopeptide repeat domain 23
Molecular function (GO): protein binding
Source: RefSeq, a predicted model, not a curated record